Molecule: messenger RNA, 564 nt
Organism: Lindgomyces ingoldianus
Lineage: Eukaryota; Fungi; Ascomycota; Dothideomycetes; Pleosporales; Lindgomycetaceae
Exons: 7
Coding region: 1-564 (187 amino acids)
Source: RefSeq, a predicted model, not a curated record
AUGCAUCUGCCGCAGGAUUCCAGUGGAUUGAGCAAUUGGGGGAAGAUUGGCAACCUUUCCCAACUCAGUAGUGGUUUGCCCGAGCUGAGGUCCAGGCUGAGGGAAUUAACGUUUGCCGUGGCUUCUAGCGAUGGGAAAAGAAGACUUGAAGGUCUGAGUGUGGUAUGGUGUGUUUGGGGCGAGCGAAAGUUAACGACAGAGAUUACCUGCCAAUCGCAUAAUGACUGCCAAAUUAAGCCACUGGCAAGCUACCUCGGUGCCAAGGGUAUGCAGGGUAUAAGAAGAGGGGGUUUUGAGACAUCGGGCAAUAAUGCUAUGAGAAAGCCUAACGAUCAUGUUAGUAGCGUAAACAGUGUUUUUCAAUGGAAGGAAGGCCGAAAAAUACUAGUGAUGCGAACGCUAGCUUCAGAGUUUCAGAUCUUCCAGGUUGAGAUGUUGGUUGAUAGCAUUCAACCAGAUACUUUUAAACUUCGAAUGUUUCCUAAUUACAUAUUUUCCUCAAUGUCCGACUUCCAUGUGUUUUUUACCAAUAAUCUACUUACAAGAGUUGGGUAUACCCUAUGA